Molecule: messenger RNA, 2307 nt
Organism: Sphaeramia orbicularis (orbiculate cardinalfish)
Lineage: Eukaryota; Metazoa; Chordata; Actinopteri; Kurtiformes; Apogonidae
Gene: gpr141
Product: G protein-coupled receptor 141
Biological process (GO): G protein-coupled receptor signaling pathway
Cellular component (GO): membrane
Molecular function (GO): G protein-coupled receptor activity; oxysterol binding
Source: RefSeq, a predicted model, not a curated record
CGAGUGUGCUGUAUAUUUCAUGUGUUUUAACUAAAGGAACAAAAAUAAUGGGUGUAUGCACAGAGGUGACCAGACAAGGAAGCAACCUGUGUGGUUGUGGCAGUCUUUGUGCAAUCGCCUCCUCCUCCUGUGUCUGACAGCAACGCACACAGACGCCUUGUAAUAGGCAAAAUUGGACAGUGGUUAUGACAACAGCAAAAAGACUUUACACAGAAUUUAGGCACUCAUAUGCAUUCAAGAUAAGCAUUAUCUGCACUAUCUUCAAGAUAUUUCUCAGAAAAACUGACACAUUGUGAAAUCUUUAACCCCUGAAGUGAGAAAGAUCAUGUGAAGUGACUUAAGGACCUGCAUCUGCUCUGAUGUCGUAUUUCUGCACUGGAGUACUCAGCAGUUAGUUCCUCCCUGGCCACAAGAUGGAACACAUCGCCCCUCAGACCACAGUUUCUUCAACCUUGACUUCAACCUUAGAAGUACCCUCAACCUCUACGAACACGAGCUCUGUGACAGAAAACCAGGACUACCAUCCAUUCCUCCUGAGUGUCUACAUCAUGGUGUUAAUCAUCGGGACAAUCUGCCUGUGCCUGACCAAGCUGACUACAAAACCAGCCUCCCCCACCACCAUCGCUGUACUCAACCUCAUCUUCAGUCACUUCAUCUUCCUCCUCACUGUGCCCUUCCGAAUUUACUACUAUUCAGUUCAUGACUGGAGUCUUGGGCUGACGUUCUGUAGAGUGAUCAGCAGCAUGAUCCACGUCCACAUGUAUAUGUCUUUCCUCUUCUACGUGAUCAUCAUCAUCACACGCCUGCUUGCCGUCUGACCACAAAACUCAACGCCUGCCAUCAUGUGGGAGCCUGGAUCCAAAGCAUUUUGCGAUUCUUGCAGUACUGUUGUGUGGAUUGUGGUGUUGGUUGCUGUUCCAUGUGUGGUCUCUACAGUCUAUGGCACAAAGGUUGACCUGAUUAAGAGCACCAAUGGAACAGGACACUGCUUUAGGUUUGCCAGUAACAUAGACUUCACAGCCAAGGUGUUCAACUACAUUGUAAGCACAAUCAUCAUAGUGGUGACCGUAGUACUGACAGCCCUGCAAGCCAAAGUCUUUCUGGGUAUUAUGUCUAAAGGCCCCUUAGACAUAGAAUUCAGAUCUGCGCGGAGAAGCAUGUGUUUUGCCCUCAUUAUGAUGGUUUCCUUUAUCCCCUACCACAUAUUCCGCCUGUAUUACUUGCAACAUCUGGAUCUAGAGAACCUCAAUGAAGUGUUUCUGAGUCUGACCACUUUAAACUGUCUGGACAUGCUCACUUUCCUAGGGAAAAGAUCAAGACCCUGUCAAAUCUGUUGCUAGAUGUAUGGGAGGGGAAGGUAAAGAGCAUUUUUUAGAGAAUUGACUUUCAUUUGUAAGUUAAAGGAGAACAUAUUAUAUAAUGUGCUAAUAUUAAAAUGCAUCACAUCAUCAACUGCUCCGAAAAAAUAAGUAAUCAGGUGUAAAAAUUGCACCUUCGCUUUAUUUUUCACAUAGAAUUAUUUGACCCUCAAAGACCUGGAACAGCUACCAGCAACGAAAGCAUCUACUGAUACAAAAUGUCUGAUAAAUGUUGAACCGCUAAUUCUAUUCAAUACACGUAAAUAAUUCAUGUAAAAUGCAGUUUCUCAGCUUUUCACCGUCAUUAGAUAUGACUCUUGUGGAUGUUCCACAGGUUCCAUUGUGAACAUGGAAACACCAUAAUUUUCUCCAACACUGAUUCACCAGUAAAACCCAUUUAGUCUGAUAAAUAACAGUGUAUAUAGGCACACAUUUUUAUCUUCAGUUAAUGAUAUAUUUUGCCAAAAAAGUCUUCACUGUUUUGAUUUAAUAACGGUUUCACUAUACUGAGGUCUGACUACAUGAUCAGUAAACUAAAUAUUAGAAAACACCAGAUUUUUACUGAAAAAAUUGCAAAUGCAGAAGAUAAUGUUAUAAUAAAUGUUGAUAAAUCAUUUAGAGGAGAAUAAUUAGUUUGGAAUUCUAAGAAGUUCUAAGUCUUUAAGGGUUAAAUAACAAAAUAAGGAUUACAUUUGUGUAUUAUUCAUGCUUCCUGUCUUAACAAACUGUUCAGUUUAAGGUUUUGAACAUUUAUUAUUUCUACUCUCAUCCUGAGAAUAUACGUUAUACAAACUGUUUAUGCUACUAGUUUUCAGUCAUCUUUAUUGAUUUAUUUAUCCAGUGUUCUGCUAGAUCAGUCUUCUUGCUUUUGUUCAAAUGUUUAUGAUAUUAAUAGUGUUUGUGUAUAGCUGUAUUUUUAUGAUGUUUUUUUAUGAUUGAAAUAUUAAAA